UUCUAUGCGAGAGAAUUUCAUGAGCAAUUCUUCGCAUAGUCAUACCACUCCGGCUCAAACGUUGGCUCGAACUCGAGAAGAAUUGCAGAAGAAUUCGGCGGCCCCGUUGUUCUCGAAAUCGACGUCUUCCUCGGAUCAGGUCCAUAAGAAUCAACGACCGAGCUCGGUGGCGUCGUCGAGAUCGCUUGUCGAGCAUCGGGCUUCCAGACUCAUUAAUCAUCACAUUCCGCCGUUACCACUCAUUCGAUCCGAUCUUCUUCCCACCACCACCUCAUCUUCGCCAUCAUCACUCAGAGCCGUCCAGCCGCAGCACAACCAUCCCCGCGGAAACAGUCCGGCAUCCUCCAGUUCUGGCUCGGGCUCCGGCUCGGGAUCAGGCUCUGGGCGCUCCUGGAAUUUCCCCGUCACCCCGCGUGACUCAUUGGCUCCUCAUACUUCCCUCUCUCAUCCUCCUUCCUUCUUAUCUUCUCCUUCUGCUUCUUCUUCUGUUCACAAUAAUCAUCUUAGUCUUAAUCUUCAGGCCUUGGGCUGUCUACCCCCUCAUACUACCAGUCUUCUUUCUAAUAAUCAUCAUCAGCAGCAGCAGCAACAACAACAACAAGUUGGGUUAGGGUCUGGAUCUGGAUCGGCAAUCAAUGAAUCUGAAUCUCCUACUAAUCCUACUACUAAGGUCACUCUUUCAGGUAGUCUUACAAAGUCGACCAGCGGCGAUUUGUCAACAGCGGCUGGGGGCCUAGACGGGGCCGGAGAAGCGGCGAUUGCGGGCAGGAUCGACGAGCUCGGCGUGCCGGCUGGUGUGGAUGGAUUGCUUUAUGCUGGCUUGGCCCCCGAACAGAAAAUCGUCUUGCAUCAACGCAGUCAGUUGAUCAUGCAAAUGAUGGCCGCUCAAGCUCAAACGGCCGCUCAAAUGCAUGCGCUCUCGUUGGCCAAUAGUUCUAAUCACUCUCAUCCUUCGUCAGCUUCUGUUGCGUCAGCUUCUUCGACCAUCGGCGGACCUUCAUCAUCCGAGGCGCAUAAUCACGCCCAUCUUCUUAUGAACCCGUUCUUGUUCCAUCAUCAUCAACCGAAUCAGCAUAUGUUUAGUAUCUUGCCCGAGUCCUCCGAUUCGUCGGCCUCUGCCGAGUCUUCUGUCGGAGUUCAUUUCCUGAACCAUUCCAAUCCUCCGGUUCCGCAUCAGCUUCAUCCUCUCCAGCUUCACCAUCUCCAACAUCUCCAACAGCUCCCAACAGCUCCAACAAUUCCAACAGUUCCAGCAACUCCAGCAAUUCCAGCCACAAGAACAACUCCAACCCCUCCCUCAUCCUGCCCAUCACAAACUGACCAAUCAUACUCAUCUGCUGCCCUAUCAGAACCAACACUUGCUCAUCAGUCCCAACAAGGAUACCGACAGUCCACUUGUCGUCAAGAACUCGUCGGCGUCCUAGAAACAGAACUCCUCCUUUUGCUUCUGCUUCUGUUUCUUCUGUUUCUUUUUUCGGAUGGCUCAUCUUGGUUCUGGUGGCUAUUGGUCCUCCGUUCUUCCCCGUCUUUGGGUCCCACUUCGACUCUCUCUCUCUCUUGCUCUCAAUGUCUUCCCUCAAUUUUCCGUCUUACUCUCUUUUUUUUUCAUCACUAAUCUUUGUCACUCUGAAUCAUCAUCCAUACAAUACACGUCCUUAAUGUCCAUUCUUAGCCUCUUCUUCUUCCUUUUCUUUUUUUCUCUUUCUGUCUGACUUUCUUUUUUACUCUGUUUUUUGUUUUUGUUUGAUGGUUGUGUUUACUUUCUCGCUUGUAGAACUCGAUUUAUUCUUUAUGAUUUAUGAUUUAUAUUAAUAUCUUGUCUCUUCAGACACCCCUUUUUUUCUAUAUAUAUGUGUGUGUUCCACCAUGUAUAUUCUCAUUGAUAUACAUAUAUAUAUAUAUUUAUUUGAGUUUUUU
Messenger RNA from Puccinia graminis f. sp. tritici CRL 75-36-700-3, 1917 nucleotides. RefSeq lists its product as uncharacterized. The coding region runs from base 5 to 1615 and encodes 536 amino acids. The record is from RefSeq and is a predicted model, not a curated record. Lineage: Eukaryota; Fungi; Basidiomycota; Pucciniomycetes; Pucciniales; Pucciniaceae. The transcript is spliced from 4 exons.